Cyclospora cayetanensis is the source of this 540-nucleotide messenger RNA. RefSeq lists its product as uncharacterized. The transcript has a single exon. The coding region runs from base 1 to 540 and encodes 179 amino acids. Lineage: Eukaryota; Apicomplexa; Conoidasida; Eucoccidiorida; Eimeriidae. The record is from RefSeq and is a predicted model, not a curated record.
AUGGCGGAAUUAGUACGAUGCUUCAGGGAGUCACUGCAGCGGAUGGUAUGUCGACAGAUCUGUGACUCGCCGACAUCCAGCAGAGUUCAUGCCUCUCAGCCUGACAGCAGUUUACUGUUGCCAAGCUCAGCCGCAAAGGCCGUGGACCAGACUAUCACUACUAUCGCCAAUCAAAUCGCAGGAGUUGCCACGGAAAACCCCGCAGCUCUUGCACACCUUGUGGCCUACUUUAGAGUCGUCCAAAGCGUGGACACUCUUUACCAGAAGCACGAAAAGGCGGCUCCUGCAAUGGGUGUGCAUGACGUACAAAAGGCUGCAAAACUCGUGGGCCUGCGCCUACCCGACAACCCUUGCAGUAAACUGCAAACGGAUACCGGUAGGCAUGCGCCAGUUAACAUGUUUGUAUUUUCUUUAGCUGCACUACUUCUGCGUCACACUGUUGUGUUUGUCGUAAAAUACUCUCUCGCGUGUCUGCUUCCCAAUCGACAUUUAUUUCGUGUCAAACUUUGCUCAGGCGGGGAUCCUUCCGAGCGCUCAUGA